GAAGGAGAGUCCGCCAAUCGUAAAGAAGUUUAUGAGGAACAUCAACGUAAGAAAACCAAUCCCAGAGAAUUAAUACGACAAGAAAGAAAACGCGAAGAAGCUGAAAAAUUGUUGGCUAAGCAACAAGCUGAAGAGAGGGGGGAGGAUUAUGAAAGAUCAAGGUUCUGGGAAUAUUCUAUUGAAUCAGUUGAAAAAUGGGAAAAGAAACAAGAAAAGAAAGCAAAGAAAUCAGAUGUCGCUUUUACUGAUUACAAUCAAGUAGCAACUAAGAAAUAUAAGAAACAAAUUAACGAAUUAAAACCAGAUUUAGCAGCAUAUAAUGAACAAAAGGCAGCAGCAAUUGCAUCAUCAAGUUUAAUUAAAGCAGAAGAUGGACAAAUUGUACCAGUAGAUACAGAAUCAAGUUUUUACAGAGACGCAAAUUCCUUACAAUAUGCUAGCGUAGAUAAUCAACCAAGUCGUGAAGCAAUUGAUAGAGUUGUUGCAGAUGUUAACAAAACAAUUGCUAGGCGUGAAAAAUCUUCUAGACAGAAAACUAUUAACGAAGAAGAUGAUAUUACUUAUAUUAAUGAACGUAAUAGAAGAUUCAAUGAAAAAAUUGGUAGAUUUUAUGAUAAAUAUACUAAAGAAAUCAAGGAAAAUUUUGAACGUGGCACCGCGUAUGUAUUGAUAUUUAAAGUCGAGAAUACCGAUUUUUGUAUAAUUUUUAUUAAUUAA
Molecule: messenger RNA, 717 nt
Organism: Rhizophagus irregularis DAOM 181602=DAOM 197198
Lineage: Eukaryota; Fungi; Glomeromycota; Glomeromycetes; Glomerales; Glomeraceae
Cellular component (GO): Prp19 complex; catalytic step 2 spliceosome; post-mRNA release spliceosomal complex
Source: RefSeq, a predicted model, not a curated record